AAGAAUUAAGCGAAACCGCUAGUCAAAUUUCGCCGACUGUUCCAACCAGUUCCGUAGCAAGCCCCUUAAUACCUAAUGAAAUUACGACGAAGAUCGAAACUCUAAUCAGCCUCGAAGAGGAAAUACAAACAUUAGACGAACAAACAAAGGAACAAAUAACUAUCUUACAGGAGGAGUUGAAAAAAGCCCGUGAAGACGAAGCCCGAAUGAAAACGAAGAUUACAAAAAGCCCUCCAAAAGAAGAGAUUACUAAUGCUAACAACAAAAUUGCAGAAUUAAAAGCGGAAUUACAAUUAAAUCAGCGAGAGCUUGACAGGUAUGAAAAAAGUCAAAGUAGUUCGUCAACAGUAGAGGAAAUUAACCGGAAAGACCAAGCAAUUAGAGAAAAAGCUAACGAAAUAACAAGAUUGGGAGCGUGUGUGGAAAGUUUGGAAAGAACCACAAGCGACCAAAAUACGAAAAUUAAUGGUUUAAAAAACAAACUAGCAGACCAAGAAGAGGAAAAGGCAAAUUUGCUUUCUAGCAACAACCAAUUACGACUAGCAAUUUUCCUAAGCGGUAGUUUGCUAGUGGCCGGAAUUGUUUACUAUUUUUUUUUCGGAAAAAAAACUCCUGAACCCGAGAAAGAAAAUCCUCUGGAAGUUUCCCAAGUGGAGGGGAAAAUCUUCGCCCAAGGUCCCCAAGGGGAAAAUGAAUUAGUCCUUAAUGCUGAGUCCAACAAUCUUGCUCUGGCCGGAACUUUUAAUUCUUUAAUUUUUGGAUUGAUUGCCGGAGUUAGCAAAGGUUAUAGGGCAACAUUAGAAGUUAAGGGGCUUGCUACGGAACUG
Racocetra persica is the source of this 827-nucleotide messenger RNA. The record is from the annotation of a GenBank genome assembly. NCBI's taxonomy places the organism in Eukaryota, Fungi, Glomeromycota, Glomeromycetes, Diversisporales, Gigasporaceae.